AGGGUAGCCGUUGCACCCAAAUACUCGCAGCCGGUGCUUCCGCCCAGACGCGAUUGGGCACGCCUCGGCGCCGGGAACCGGGGCCACCCCCCAGUUUACCGGUCCGGCGCCAGGAUGGCCCCCAAACUUCCAGACUCUGUGGAGGAGCUCCGCGCCGCCGGCAACCUGAGCUUCCGCAAUGGCCAGUUCGCCGAGGCCGCCACACUCUACAGCCGCGCGCUACGGAUGCUGCAGGCGCAAGGUUCUUCAGACCCAGAAAAAGAAAGCGUUCUCUACUCCAACCGAGCAGCAUGCCACUUGAAGGACGGGAACUGCAUAGACUGCAUCAAGGACUGCACUUCAGCGCUGGCCUUGGUCCCCUUUGGCAUGAAGCCCCUGCUGCGGCGAGCGUCAGCCUACGAGGCUCUGGAGAAGUACACCCUGGCCUACAUGGACUACCUGACCGUACUGCAGAUUGAUGACAGUGUGACGUCAGCCUUGGAAGGCAGCAGCAGAAUGACCAGAGCUCUUAUGGACUCCUUUGGGCCCGAGUGGCGCCAGAAGCUGCCCUCUAUCCCCUUGGUGCCUGUUUCCGCUCAGAAGAGGUGGGAGUGUUCGCCUUCGGGAUACUGCAAAGAGACAGCUAAAAGCAAAUCCAAAGAAACCACAGCUACAAAGAGCAGAGUGCCUUCUGCUGGGGAUGUGGAGAGAGCCAGAGUUCUGAAGGAGGAAGGCAAUGAGCUUGUAAAGAAGGGGAACCAUAAGCAAGCGAUUGAGAAGUACAAUGAGAGCCUCUGGUUUAGUAACUUGGAAUCCGCCACGUACAGCAACAGGGCGCUGUGCCAUCUGGUGCUGAAGCAGUACAAGGAGGCCGUGAAGGACUGCACAGAAGCCCUCAGGCUGGACGGAAAGAACGUGAAGGCGUUUUACAGACGGGCUCAAGCCUACAAAGCACUCAAGGACUAUAAAGCCAGCUUUGCGGACAUCAACAACCUCCUGCAGAUUGAGCCCAGGAACGGUCCCGCACAGAAGCUGCGGCAGGAGGUUAACCGGAGCUUAAACUGAAAACCCAGAGGGGCAGCAGGACACCUCCGCCUGACCACCUUCCUCCGUGCCUGCUCCCGGGACCCGGCAUGCCCCAGAGCAAGCUCCAAAGCACCCUCCUCUGUCCCUCAGAGAUGUGGUGGCCUCCCACCCCUCAAGAGGACUUGCUGUUCACAUUAAGCUCGGUGUAGUCAAAAACAAGACGUUCUGUUGGAAAGGUCUCUCCCUGUUCCGAACUCCCUGUGCUGCAGACAGCGAGCGGGUCACACAGACAGGUCCUCAUAGGCAAAGCCCUCGGCUCUGUCUCUGCCCAGCACGCUCCAGAGCGAGUUGCCCUUCCAGCGUCACCAGGCACCCUCACCGUGGUCCACCUGAGCAACCUGGGCUGGGGCGUGGGGGGCACCGCGAAGCCCUGACCCGCCUACACCCAAAGCAGCCUGUUGAGCUGGUCUCCAGCGCUGCUGUCCCUGCCCGGUCCUUGGCACAGCGCUCUGUGUUCUAAGCCCCAGUGCCUUUUGGCCGAGCCCUCCUUUGGUGGGGAUGCAGGACCUGGCCCUUGGCCGGCUUUGUCUGUGGCUCUGUGCUGCCGCCCCCUGCGUGGAGGCGCCUGAGCUGUUUCAAGAGCCAGACGGUGUGGCUGCCACUUUGGAAGGCGAGACAGGGAGAAAGGCCUCCUGGAAAGUCAGUGUCUUUCCGUCCCGGGCAGAGACCCCUCGAGGCUUCUUAGUUCCUUGUAAUAUGUUGACGUUAAUCUGAACUGAACUGACUGAUUCUGUUGAACCCUGUGUUGAAGCUACUGCAUUAAUGUUUUCUACAUAAAUGUCUGUUGUACUUUCAUUUAUGCUUUUUCAGUUUUGGUUCAUUUCGGAACUUUGCAAUAAUUAAAAAAAAGACUGCUUAUGGAGCACUCA
Molecule: messenger RNA, 1934 nt
Organism: Delphinapterus leucas (beluga whale)
Lineage: Eukaryota; Metazoa; Chordata; Mammalia; Artiodactyla; Monodontidae
Gene: TOMM34
Product: translocase of outer mitochondrial membrane 34
Cellular component (GO): mitochondrion; cytosol
Molecular function (GO): heat shock protein binding
Source: RefSeq, a predicted model, not a curated record